UUCAAACUGUUUGAAAUGAAUGUUAAGGAUGCCGGGGUUCUUGCAUCUCUUCGAGUUCUAAGACGUGCUAUAUCCGGUACAUUGAGCUCCGGGGACCUGAUCCUUCCCGUUCCGGGUCCUGUUAAACCCAAUAUAUCUGUGUUUGAACCUGAUGCUAAGAUUAGGGAUGAGAUAUCAGGCUUAGUUACUGCAUGUGUUUGUUGUUACUGUGAGAAGAUCUUAACUACCGACUAUCAGAUCAAAUACAGAAGAUCUCUUUUUAUUAUCAAUAAAAUGAAAAUUUUAAGGGAUAUUCUGCUGGAGAGACGGGGUAGACAGGAGAUACUGGAUAUCCUACUCCUCACUGAGACAGGGAUACUCAUUGACAUAUCGGAAACCAUGAAAAAUUUAGAAACUAGAUUUCAACGUUCUAAACGGAACCUAGACGGGUUUAGAAGCGCUGUUGAGAGCUUAGUAUCCGGGUUCGGAGAAAAGGGGAAACUCAUUCUUCCCGAGGAUUCAACCUUCUCCAACCUUCACGCGGUUCUGAAAAUAUCAGGUUUAGUGGAUAAUUUAGCGACGUACACAGGGGUUGAAACUGCUCUGAGCAAUCUUAUCUCGGAGAAAUUCAACCUGACGGAGAAAAUCCGCCGAGAAGAGAAAUCCCGACUCCGGCAUCUGGAGCAGACAGAGAUCAGUAUACGUCGUCUCUCCUCUAGUUUACAUAUAGACAUGGAUUCGUCUCUAAAACCUCUGUGUCUGGUUCCUCGGGAAAUAUCUAGGGGUAUAUCAAGUAUAGACCGAGGAAUGAGGGACCUGGAGCUGAAACUAAAGAAACUUUUGACAGACUGGGAAACUAAAAAGACUGAGCUGAAAACGAAACCGUACUUCAAGUUACAAAGAGAGGCCUGGAUAGAUUUCCUAUUGAGACCUGAUACUCUAACCGUGAAUAUCCGGGCUGUGCAAAACAAAGUAAAAUACUAAACCCAACUCCCUCCGAACUAAUACCAGUGAUAGGUUUUCAAAUUUUCAUCAACCCUGUUUUAACUCUAGAAUUACAUUUAUCUAUGUUUUAUUGCA
This is a messenger RNA of Eurytemora carolleeae, 1059 nucleotides long. RefSeq lists its product as uncharacterized. The record is from RefSeq and is a predicted model, not a curated record. Gene Ontology annotation, cellular component: centrosome; mitotic spindle; HAUS complex. Lineage: Eukaryota; Metazoa; Arthropoda; Copepoda; Calanoida; Temoridae. The coding region runs from base 16 to 963 and encodes 315 amino acids. The transcript has 5 exons. Gene Ontology annotation, biological process: spindle assembly; centrosome cycle.